Messenger RNA from Pelecanus crispus (Dalmatian pelican), 348 nucleotides. The record is from RefSeq and is a predicted model, not a curated record. NCBI's taxonomy places the organism in Eukaryota, Metazoa, Chordata, Aves, Pelecaniformes, Pelecanidae.
AUGUCAUCAGACUCUGAGAUGGCCAUCUUUGGGGCAGCAGCUCCCUACCUCAGAAAGUCAGAAAAGGAGAGAAUUGAGGCCCAGAACAAACCUUUUGAUGCCAAGACUUCAGUCUUUGUGGCACAUGCAAAGGAAUCCUAUGUGAAAAGCACAAUCCAGAGCAAAGAAGCAGGAAAAGUCACAGUCAAGACCGAAGGUGGAGAAGUUCUCACCGUGAAGGAUGAUCAAAUCUUCCCCAUGAACCCUCCCAAGUAUGAUAAAAUUGAGGACAUGGCCAUGAUGACCCACCUCCAUGAACCUGCUGUGCUAUAUAACCUCAAAGAGCGUUAUGCAGCCUGGAUGAUUUAU